Molecule: messenger RNA, 3261 nt
Organism: Paramormyrops kingsleyae
Lineage: Eukaryota; Metazoa; Chordata; Actinopteri; Osteoglossiformes; Mormyridae
Cellular component (GO): cytoplasm
Molecular function (GO): hydrolase activity; acyltransferase activity
Source: RefSeq, a predicted model, not a curated record
GCGUUAUUUGCUGAAAUGGGGCCAUUGUGAUGUCACUGGAGUCACUUGAUAUAUAUACAAUAAAUCCCAGUGUUCAGUCCAGUCAAUUUUCAGUUACCGAGCUAUAUUUCUGUAUCAUCUCUAUCUGUAUCUGGUUGUGAGGAUGUCUCUACCAGACUACCCUGCCCCAGAGCUGGAGGUCACUCUGAAGGAGGCCAGCCGUGUGCUUCAGCUCACUCUGAGUCCAGAGCGAUACCCCCAGUACAUAAACGCCCUACAGUGUGAAGAGGAGGCUCUGCAAGAGGCCCAUCAGCGAAUAUCUGCUGCCAUCAAAGGCUGCGAGAACUGGGCCACGGCACAGUUCAAGAGCUACAUUCUGUCUUGCCGCGACUCUUUGCCCUCUUCCAGGUCCAUCCCCAUGAUCCUGCCUCCCAUGGAGGCCGCCGAGCGAGACGGCGUGCAGCUGGAGCGGACGGCCACCCUGCUCUGGGCUGCGGCCAGGCUGCACAGCGAGCCUUGGCAGGUGGAGAGAGACGAGCCAACUGAACGAACCCAGCAGUCAGAAGUAUUCGCUGCCACCCGCAUACCUGGAAAGAGUCAGGAUCACAUUCAGGUGUAUCCCGAGAGCCUCCACGCCAUCCUGCUUUGUACAGGAGGAAUUUUCCCCAUUCAAAUCCUGCACCAGUCACACCCAGGGGAACCGAUGUCACCACUGUCUGUGAAUGACAUCUACACCCAGCUAGCGGAGGCAGCACGCCAGCCGGGGGCGGCCAGGGGGCUAGAGCCUUCGCCAUUCUGUAGCCUGUCAGCCCUGCCCCGACAUGAGUGGUGUGCCGCGCGGGAGAAGAUCCAGAUGGGAGGUGAAGCUAUGGCGGCAUCGCUUGGGCUGAUGGAGAGCGCAGUGCUGGCUGUCGCCCUUGAGGACUGCUGUGCACCAGCCAAACUGGCCGAGACCCUCAAUGUCGUGAGGCUGGGCAGAGGGGACGGCCACUGCCUCAGAUAUUACGAUAAGGUGGUGAAUUUGGUGGUGUUCCAGGACGGUGUCGCUGGCAUGCUGUUUGAGCACAGUGCUCUGGAUGGAAUGGUGGCUGGACUCAUCACUUAUAGUGUUUGGUGUGUUUCCGAAUCACUGACCAUAGACCCCAACUCACCACUGUCAAGGACUAUUGGAUCACCCAACCCUAGAACCCUAUUUGCUGCAAAGCCACUCAAUGUUGACGUCACCAACCUUCUCCAUUCAUCCCCGAGUCCUUCCCCUAAAGACACUAAUGUGAUUGUCACAUUCGAAAUUCCAUCUUACCCAGACUUCCUUGCCACUCUUCGAAGUCAGAGGGCCCUAUUUGAUGCGUGGGUCAACUUCUCCUUGCAGCUGGCUCUCAGGCAAACUGUAGGAGACUCAGCCAUGAGCUACAUCUUUGUCACGCCUACCCACAUGCGUCACUACAAACAUGGCCGCUGUGAUCCAACUUAUCCCGUCACCACACAGUCCAGGCAUCUAGUUGGAACUCUGAUGUCCUGUAUGGGCACAAGCCAAUCUGCCCCAUAUACGAAGGCACUUCUUCGCCUUUUUCAUGUAGCUUUUCAGGAGCACAAACGUCUGAUUAAGGUCACCAAGAAGGGCCAGAGUGUAGGGCCACAUUUAGCUGCCUUGCACAGGGCCUUGUCCCCUGGAAACCCUCUUAGAAAGUUCCUGGAUCUUUUCGUCGGUCCAUCUGUUUACGUCACGGGAAAAGAUAUCACAGAGGGGUUGAAUGGUGCAGUGGGAAAUGUAUAUGCCUCUGACCAGCUAGCUCUGACGUACCUUGGGAAGAAGGACAGCAUCUGUCUGGCCAUCAACGCUAAAGGCAGCUUUGCCAACAUCCUAAGUCAGCUUCAGGAGAAUUUACAGGAAGACCUCAAGGUGAUGAAGUUUCUGGCCCUUAGAUAUGCCAUUGCUGGACAGAUGGAAGCCAUUGAUUGCUUGCUGGAGCAAGAGGAGGUAGAAGGACUGGGUGGAACUGAUUGCGGUGGCUUACAAGUGCAGUUUAGUCAUCAGGGGUCAGGCCAAGCUGACCAGAAGGGGGUCCCCCCCGAUGCUAUGCUGAAUUCUGAUUUCACUUUGAUCAUCCAUGGUGGAGCAAUGGAGGAGAUGCAAAUGGAUGAGAAUAUUGUGGGCAUGAUUCAAUUUUCUCUGCAGGCAGCUUUAGUCCUCGGGACACAAGAGCUCGCAGGAGGGGGACGCAGUCUCAACGCAGUUCAGAAAUGUGUGGCUGCACUGGAAAACUGCUUCUUGUUUAAUGCUGGUAAGGGCUCCGUGUCGAACAGAGGAGGGAGGCAUGAAAUGGAAGCGACCAUAGUGGACGGCACUGGUUUGAAAUCCGGGUCGGUGGCUUGUGUGCACGGUGUGAAGAACCCAGUAAAGGCUGCACGGAAAGUCAUGGAGAACAGUCCACAUGCGUUACUCGCCGGACAGGGUGUGGUGGAUUUUCUGAGCGAGUUCGGAGAAAGCGAUGAACUUGCAGGGGUUGAGUACUUCCAGAGCAGUAUAUGGAAGGAGCUUUCAGCACAGAGCGUUGGUGGCAAUGCUUGGCCACAAAGUGUGGGAGCUGUCGCUCUGGAUUGCUGGGGAAAUCUGGCCGCUGCGGCUUCCACAGGUGGGACGAUUGGCGAACGGAAAGGUCGAGUAGGGCACACGGCGGUGGUGGGGGCAGGGGUUCAUGCGGACGGCACGUUAGCCGUGGUUUGCUCUGGCAACGGAGAUCUGUUACUGAGCCGUAUGGUGGCUCAUAAAGUGGCCAGUCUCUAUCAUGACAUGGACUUCAGCUUGCAGGAGGCUUGUCAGAGGGUCAUAUCUGAAGACCUGAGAGGAAACUGCAGCGGAGUAAUUGCUGUUAAUAACAAGGGAGACAUUGUUAUCAAAAACAACGCUGGGGUGAUGUUCAUUGGAUCAAUGAUUGGAGGUGAAGAACAUGUCGAGGUGCUAAAACCCAUCGCGUGAGGUUGAGAAGUGGGUUACACUCGGAUGCAGAAACAAUGAGUCGGUCAAACCUGUUGCUGCAUAACAAGCAACAAUGUAAUGAAAUGUAAAUCUACCCAGUUUUGAGUAUUUCAAGGUACAUUGAUCCUUUAACUGCAUAAUAACUGUACUAUACAUGAAGUGAGUAUAUGAGUGCAUGUUAUAAGUAUUUUUUUUCUUUUCUGUGCUUUUAGUCUCAAAUGCCAAAUAUUAAAUAUUAUAGACUGACUAGAAUAUUGUUGUCUUUGGGUAAAACAGCAUUAAAUGUUUUGUCAAAAUGCCAUUAA